Messenger RNA from Bombyx mandarina (wild silkworm), 2381 nucleotides. Its product is annotated as homeotic protein Sex combs reduced-like. The record is from RefSeq and is a predicted model, not a curated record. Lineage: Eukaryota; Metazoa; Arthropoda; Insecta; Lepidoptera; Bombycidae.
GACAACGUACAACCGAAGUUUUCGUUUCGAAUUUCGAAAGUUCAAUUUUUUUUUUUUUAAUAAUAACGGCCCGCCGCAUUCGAAUUUUGCGCGUUGGCGUUUUCGAAAAUUUAAGUUUCCUGUGAAUUUUUUUGUGUUUUUGCAAAACUUAUUUGUGGGAUGUUUGUGAUUUCGGACGAAAUCGAGUGAAAUUUGCGAAAGUUCUCACAGCUGCACGUUCAAUUUGUACUACAAUCUGGAGUCCAUCAAUCAAGUUCCACUCAGCGGGGACAAUUGAAACGACCUAUGAACAUCAGUAGCACUUAAUAUGUCCAACUAGACCAUUCAGUGUCCCUGAACGAUGACAAGUGUCGAGUGAUCUUCAGAGGGAAAGAAACGAUAUACUGUUACCGAUGAACGACUUAAAUUACAACGCCGGGAUGAGCUCCUACCAGUUCGUCAACUCCCUGGCUUCGUGUUACGGGAACCAGGCUCCGGGUCGUACCGGGACACCCGUAGAACAAACAGGCCACCCCGGCUUGCCUACGCCGGGAGCGGACUAUUACAAUCCUAAUGCGGCGGCAUCAGCAUAUCCGAACGCAUGCUACUCGCCACCGCAAGUCGGGCAUCAUUACCCGCAACAUCCGUACGCGACGCCCGCAUCGGGAGCCCAUAUGCAACCGCAGACGAUGAUAGAUUAUACUCAGCUACAUCCACAAAGACUCGGGAGUACGGCUAGUCACAUGCAUCAACAUUCUAAUCCGAGUCCUGGGGCGUUGUCCCCAAAUUUGAUGUCCACCCCGCCCAGCCAAGCUACGGGAGCCAGUUGUAAAUUUGCUGAUUCUACAUCGACCACAGGAGUGCGUCGCCUCAAGAUCUUUCUACUUCAUCUGGGCCGGGAAGAACCACCAGGCUUCGGUAAUGUUGGUGGUCCGAACCCUAGUGGAACCAACAGCACCAAAUUAGGUCUUACCACUCCAAUAGCGUCUCCCGUUGAGCACAAGGCUAAUGUGAACCAAAAUAUUUCAAGCCCGGCCUCUAGCACGUCGAGCAACGAAAGCAACGAUGCAAAUAACUCCAGCUCAAACAACACCAAGAAUUCCAAGUCUUCGGCUAACUCGCAAGCUAAUCCUCCACAAAUAUAUCCAUGGAUGAAGCGCGUGCAUCUUGGACAAAGUACGGUGAACGCGAACGGCGAGACGAAACGUCAGAGGACGUCAUACACUCGGUACCAGACGCUGGAGCUCGAAAAAGAGUUUCACUUCAACCGGUACCUGACGCGGAGGAGGCGGAUCGAAAUCGCACACGCGCUCUGCCUCACCGAGAGACAGAUCAAGAUCUGGUUCCAGAACAGACGCAUGAAGUGGAAGAAAGAGCACAAGAUGGCCUCAAUGAACAUAGUGCCAUACCACAUGAAUCCGUACGGCCACCCUUACCAAUUCGACCUUCACCCGAGUCAGUUCGCCCAUCUCUCCGCAUAGGAUCAGUGGAAUUUUUCGAACAGCGGAUAACUGAUUUAUUAAACUAGACAGUUGUCCGUGUGUCACACGGGGUUGCGUGUGACGAGUGAACCUAACGGUCCGGCGUCACAGCAACCAGACUGGGUCAGUUAUUCGCUGCUUGAAAAAUUUCUCUAGUGUAGUCUAAUUUGUUGAAAUUGUUUUGACAUUUGACAGUGACAAUAUAAAUUAUAUGAAAGUGUUUGUGAAUAACAGUGAAUCGAACCAGCGGGGAGUAGUCUUCGUAAAAACAAUUAAUAGUCGGAUAAACAUCGCGCUAUUACGAGCAAUAGUGUCCAUUUAAAUGUUUCACAAUACAGAAGAAGGUAAUAAUGUAAUGUCAUGAAAAAUGCGAAUGGACUUUAUAAGUAGAAAAGAGUACCUAGUCAUAAGCUAUAAUAAUUCGAACUAUACUAUAUUAUCGUCUUUAAAAUUGUAAGAUAACAAAGUAAAUACGUAAUUGUGUAAAUUGUGAUGAAUAGAUAAAUUAGAAUAAGACUUGUGUGUUAGAUGAAGCAAAUUAUGAUUUAAAAAAAAAAACUAUACACAAUGUACAGCCAGUGGUUAUGAAAUCAGUAACAAAUUCGGAAUUGUACAGGGAUAGUGUAAAAUUGGGAAAUCCAAAAUUAAUUCGCUACUGCAAAAAUGAGAUGUGCAUUUCAAACGUACAUCACUGAGUAUAAUAAUAUCAGUAAUAAUUAAAUAAAAAUACUUUAGUAAAAAUAAUUAGGUAAAGCUUGUGACGAGCUGUUAAAUAGACUUUAUAAGCUUAGUUACUAUUAUAGAUUGUUGUGAAUAGUUUCGACAUUCUUUCCUAUUGUAAAUAUUUGUCGUUCAGUAGUUAUUAAUGAUUAUAAAAAUUUAAUAUAUAAUUCGAUAAUCAACGCGAAGAACUGUUUUAUG